Messenger RNA from Hibiscus syriacus, 753 nucleotides. RefSeq names its product histone H2A-like. The transcript has 2 exons. Lineage: Eukaryota; Viridiplantae; Streptophyta; Magnoliopsida; Malvales; Malvaceae. The coding region runs from base 112 to 579 and encodes 155 amino acids. Gene Ontology annotation, molecular function: DNA binding; protein heterodimerization activity; structural constituent of chromatin. Gene Ontology annotation, cellular component: nucleosome. The record is from RefSeq and is a predicted model, not a curated record.
UACAAAUUACAACUCAUCCCUCCCACAAAAGACGGAAGUAUUUUAUCGAGAAAAAAAACCUGUAAAGUUCGUUUACAUUUCAUUUUUUUUUUCUCCGUUUUUUCUCAAGUGAUGGAUGCUGGAUCAAAGGUGAAGAAAGGAUCCGGAGGAAGGAAAGGUGGCGGUCCAAAGAAGAAACCUGUUUCUCGGUCGGUGAAAGCCGGGUUACAGUUUCCGGUUGGUCGAAUAGGUCGUUACCUGAAGAAAGGCCGUUAUUCUCAGCGUGUAGGAACCGGUGCUCCCGUUUACCUCGCUGCUGUUCUCGAGUACCUUGCUGCUGAGGUUCUUGAGUUGGCCGGUAAUGCUGCAAGGGACAACAAGAAGAAUAGGAUAAUUCCAAGACAUGUUCUUUUGGCGGUGAGGAAUGAUGAGGAACUUGGGAAAUUGUUGGCUGGUGUGACUAUUGCUCAUGGUGGAGUUCUACCCAACAUUAACCCGGUUCUUCUGCCAAAGAAAAAUGAGAAGGUGCAGGCAGCCAAGGAGCCCAAGUCAUCAUCCAAGGCUACAAAGUCCCCAAAGAAGUCACCUAAGAAGGCUUAGUGUAAGUCUUAGUUGUGGCUUCAUUUAUUUCUUGUGUACUUAGCUUCCUGUGUGUACAUUUGGUUUUAGAAAAAUGUUUAUGUCGGUACUGGUAGGAAAUUACUGCGACUAUAGUUCUAGUUGCCUGUGUUGUUUAGACCAGCUUUUGUUCAAAAUGAAUGAAUUGAAUUUGGA